This is a messenger RNA of Beta vulgaris subsp. vulgaris (sugar beet), 1261 nucleotides long. RefSeq names its product tRNA-specific adenosine deaminase TAD2-like. The coding region runs from base 1 to 462 and encodes 153 amino acids. The transcript has a single exon. Lineage: Eukaryota; Viridiplantae; Streptophyta; Magnoliopsida; Caryophyllales; Amaranthaceae. The record is from RefSeq and is a predicted model, not a curated record. Gene Ontology annotation, molecular function: tRNA-specific adenosine-34 deaminase activity. Gene Ontology annotation, biological process: tRNA wobble adenosine to inosine editing.
AUGGCACAGAGAUGGACAGCUAUUGAUGGCCUUUUACAUAAAUGGCACAGAGAUGGACUUUCACAAUCUGAAGUUGUGAAAAGGAUUUCAGAGUGCACCCUUUUUGUUACAUGUGAGCCAUGCAUAAUGUGUGCAAGCGCCUUAUCAGAUUUUGGUUUGAAGGAAUUUUACUAUGGAUGUACCAAUGAUAAGUUUGGGGGAUGUGGUCCAAUUCUUUCAUUGCAUGAAACCAGCUGCGUACAAUCAAAUAAUGCUGGCAUAACUGGUUUAAAAUGCUCUGGAGGAAUAAGGGCACCAGAAGCAAUUUCUCUUUUCAAAAUCUUCUAUCAACAUGGUAAUCUUAAUGCUCCGAAGCUUCAUCGAGCAGAUUUCAACCUUAGUACUUUUCUCUUGUUGGCUGUCCUUUUGGAGACUCUCUUUCUUGUUACUAGAACAUCAGCUUUAAUUGUAAGGAGCAAGUAGUUUAAGCGUGAAAUUCAAGAGCUUUGUCACUGGCUAAUUGCAUUAUAUUCAUUAUUUGUCCGCAAUUAAAUCUAUGUCCUGCAAUGCUUAUUAGCUCGUGAAGAUGCGUAUUGCAAGAGCUUGGGAGGUGCAUUGCUAUAUAUGUGCUACAGAUAGCUUAGCAUGUGGCUGCUAUUCGAUCUUCCCGAAACCUAUAAGCUUCUUGAUCUGGAUUCAUGAACUGGAUUCCUGAUUUCCUGGUGGUUGUCUAUUUUGAAGCGGGUAAUGAAUUACUAUUGGAACUUUAAGCAUCUAUAUUUGUCACUGGCUAAUUCCACCCCCUUUUUUCUUUCUCUGAAGAAUCUUUUUCUUCUUUACUUGCAUCCAAUACCUCUUUACCAUGACAACUAGUAGAAAUUUAUGUCUUUUUACAUUCUUUUGUUGGACAUUUGAAUGAGUGUGAUUAUAUUGUUUUUCUUAUUUCAUGGUAUAAUUGAAAGUCCAUCUUAGUUUAAUAUGGAAAGGAGCUGUAGCAUAAUAGACCUGAAUGCAUAAGUGAAUAUUGGUUUUACUUGGCGUUCUAUAUCUGUAACAUAAAUUGGAAAUAUGAAUGGUUGUCUGUUUCCUCCAUAGUUUUAUAUAGGGUAUGGAAAAUUAUAGGGGCCAUUCUAUGCGAAAAAUUAGGGUAAAAGUAGCAGAAAAGUGUAAUUUUUAUGUGACUUCUUGUAAUCUUUAAUGUUCCAGUGUCUAAAAGUGUCUUUCUUUGGGACACAUGCUAAACUAUAAGAAAUUACAGAUUUUUACUAAAAGCAAGAAGAUA